This is a messenger RNA of Saprolegnia diclina VS20, 1191 nucleotides long. RefSeq lists its product as hypothetical. Gene Ontology annotation, molecular function: bis(5'-nucleosyl)-tetraphosphatase (asymmetrical) activity. The transcript has a single exon. NCBI's taxonomy places the organism in Eukaryota, Oomycota, Saprolegniomycetes, Saprolegniales, Saprolegniaceae. Gene Ontology annotation, biological process: ATP biosynthetic process; AMP biosynthetic process. Bases 23 to 1147 code for a protein of 374 amino acids. The record is from RefSeq and is a predicted model, not a curated record.
GGCUGGCAGCGGCCACUCGGGGAUGAGCAGCAUCUUGGUGCGGUGCUUGAAUGGCGGGCAUCCGCACGGCGCCCGCGACGCGCCGCCGCUGGACUCGCUCGACGAGGCCUGCAUUUCGGCGUGCAACCGCCAUGGCCUGCGCGUCCACGUCUGUUUGGGCCACGAGGCGCCCGAGGUGCUCUUGCAGGCCAUGACGACGACGCAGGCGAGCGUCCACCUCGUCGUGCUGCGCGUUGGGUCCGCCUACUCGAUGCCGUCGCUGCUCAACAUGCUCUCGACGCUGCGCCGCAUGAGUCGGCAGCUCUUCCUCUGCGUCUUUAGCGCACGCGUCUCGGACGAUGCGCGCUUGCGCUACGAGUGCUUUACGCACGGCGCGUCCAUGGUCACGAGCGCGAUCGAAGACGCGAGCACGAUCAUCACCAAGAUCGCGCGCGAGGACAGUAGUUCGUCGCGCCACCGCGGGCCGUACAAUUGCCCGCUCUGCGGGAAGGGCGGUAUGACCGAGGACACGCUCUGGACGCACGUUCCCCUCUUCCACAUCAACGAAAAAAACAAGUCGGACGUUCCGUGCCCGAUCUGCGCAACAUCGUCGAGCACCAAGCAGCACCGGUCGACGCCGUUCCAGGUGCACAUGCACAACGCCCACGGACCGCCCGGUCGCGGCGAGCUCCCGAGCGAGUUUCGCGCGCCCGAGUCGUCGCUCUACUGCUUUGCGCUUGUCGUCGUCCGGCACCCGCUCACCAAGCAGUUUCUCCUCGUCCAAGAGUUUGCGUGCUCGGGCUACUGGCUGCCCGGCGGCCGUGUCGACGCUGGCGAGACGCCCGACGAAGCCGCGCUCCGCGAAACCAAAGAGGAAGCCGGCCUGGACAUUCGCCUCACGGGGUUGCUGCGGCUCGAGUACCACCCCAAGACCGACAGCGACGGCCGGUCGUACGUCCGCAUGCGGUUUGUGUUUCUCGGUGAACCGGUGGACGUCAACCAGCGGCCCAAGUCGAUUCCCGAUUACGAGAGCGCGGGGGCCACUUGGUGCCAUGUCGACGAGAUCAAGUCGCUCCCGCUUCGAGGCCCCGAGCCCAUCAAGUAUUUCGAGUACGUCGCUGGCGACGGUCCCGUGCACCCCAUGUCAAGCAUGUACAUGAAGCGGUAACCCUGCUGAGCUGUCAACCAACGAAUUUUGUUUGAAUUUUCCGA